AUGACUAAAUUACCAGUUGUGGUUAUGGAUAAUGGUACUGGGUACACUAAACUUGGUUUUAGUGGAAACAACGAACCUUCUUUUGUUUUCCCUACUGCCAUUUGUACGCGUGAGAGUGUCUCGAGCAGCGGAAGGCCCAAUGUGUCUUCAAAGCCCUCCUUCUUGAGCAGCAAUUUGGCUUCUAAGCGAGGUAUUGAAGAUCUUGACUUUCUCAUUGGAGAUGAAGCUAUUGCUCAAGCAAAGACGAUGGCCUUGAAUUAUCCUAUUCGACACGGGCAAAUCAGCAAUUGGGAUCAUAUGGAACGAUUUUGGGAACAAUCUAUCUUCAAAUAUUUGCGCUGUGAGCCCGAAGACCACUAUUUCCUUUUGACUGAACCACCUUUAAACGCUCCAGAGAAUCGUGAAAUGACAGCAGAAAUCAUGUUUGAGUCAUUCAACGUUCAAGGCCUUUAUAUUGCCGUUCAAGCUGUCUUGGCUCUUGCUGCAUCUUGGACUUCCAACAAGGUGAGCGAGCAGACCUUGACAGGCACGGUCGUUGACUCUGGUGAUGGCGUAACUCACGUGAUUCCAGUCGCUGAAGGUUAUGUGAUUGGCAGUUCUAUCAAGAGUGUGCCUAUUGCUGGUCGAGACAUUACUUCAUUUGUUCAAAACUUACUCCGUGAGCGUGGUGAGACGAAUAUCCCACCAGAAGAUUCGCUGCGUAUAGCAGAGGCUAUUAAAGAAGACUACAGUUAUGUCUGUCCUGACAUCGUCAAAGAAUUCAAAAAGUAUGAUCAAGAGCCUGACAAGUAUUUCAAAAAAUACGAAGGUAUCUAUUCAGUGACUGGAAAGAAUUAUACCGUAGAUGUUGGUUUUGAGCGUUUCCUUGCACCUGAAAUCUUUUUCAAUCCAGAGAUUGCUAGCUCUGACUUUUUGACUCCUUUACCUGAAAUUGUUGAUACCGUGAUCCAGACGAGUCCUAUUGAUGUCAGAAGAGGAUUAUACAAGAACAUUGUAUUGUCAGGUGGAUCUACGAUGUUUAAAGGAUUUGACAAGAGACUCCAAAGAGAUAUCAAGCGAGUUGUUGAUAAGCGUAUUCAGGAUAGUGAAGUUGCUAGUGGAUCAAGGGCAACGCCUAUGGAAGUGAAUGUCAUUUCGCAUAAAAAGCAGCGUCAUGCUGUUUGGUUUGGAGGCAGCUUAUUGGCUUCGACUGGUGAGUUUUAUAAUUACUGUCACACAAAAGCAGAGUACGAUGAAUAUGGUCCUAGUAUCUGCCGUCAUAACAGAGUGUUCAACUCUGUUUUGUAA
Rhizopus microsporus ATCC 52813 is the source of this 1287-nucleotide messenger RNA. RefSeq names its product putative ARP3-actin related protein. Bases 1 to 1287 code for a protein of 428 amino acids. Gene Ontology annotation, molecular function: actin filament binding. The record is from RefSeq and is a predicted model, not a curated record. NCBI's taxonomy places the organism in Eukaryota, Fungi, Mucoromycota, Mucoromycetes, Mucorales, Rhizopodaceae. Gene Ontology annotation, cellular component: actin cortical patch; Arp2/3 protein complex. Gene Ontology annotation, biological process: Arp2/3 complex-mediated actin nucleation. The transcript has 6 exons.